This is a messenger RNA of Poecilia reticulata (guppy), 863 nucleotides long. RefSeq names its product enkurin-like. Gene Ontology annotation, cellular component: acrosomal vesicle; axonemal microtubule. NCBI's taxonomy places the organism in Eukaryota, Metazoa, Chordata, Actinopteri, Cyprinodontiformes, Poeciliidae. The record is from RefSeq and is a predicted model, not a curated record. Gene Ontology annotation, molecular function: calmodulin binding.
UACCUAGCAACAAGCCAGGUAGGUGCUUUAACGUUUUUUGAAGUGUGUUCACAAUUUUGCGAUGUCUGAAGCGAUCAACGCAAAAGGAAGUGUUCAAGACUGGAUCCCAAAGGACCCCGGAAAAAAACCACCAAGGUAUGUACCCAAGCACCUGGCAACUAUUCUGCUUGAGCAGAAGUCAAACAAACAGGCUUGGAAGACGAUGGGACCAGCAAAACUUGAAUUGCCUUCUCCGUCGAACUACCUCAAGAAAAACGCAAAGCGCCCCAAAGCUCCUGAGAGGACAGGGACUGGAGGCAUCCAGAAAACCAGUACUACCACUGUAAGGCUACCUCUCCAUGUACCGCUCAAUCCAAUCAAGAGGGCUAUCAUACAGACAGCUGAUUUGAAGCCUAAGCCCUCUCGUGUAGACUUCGCACAGGCACACAAACAGCUUCUCCAAAGUGCUGGACUCAUCCCUAAAUACAUCGCAAAAAAGGAUUAUGGCGAGGUACCUAUGUACUUGCAGAAGCGCCGUGAAGCUGAACAGCAGGUUAGGGAUGACCAUGCGAGACUUGAAAAGGAGAAGCAGGCCACACGACAAGUGUCAGAUGAAGAGCGAAAAGCUGCCCUGGAGGGCUUGAAGAAGAAAUGGCAUGAAGUGCACCGUGAAUAUCAGGGCCUUCCUUUCAUCCUAUACACCCCAUCGCAGAAAGGCCGCAAGGUCCACAUGGAGGAGCAACURACUGAACUGGAGAAGCACAUAAGACUACUUGAAAAGUUCAAAACCAUCUACAUUUCUGAUGCAGAUGUUGGUGGAAGUCCUUAACCCCUGAGACUCUAGAUGUUAUAUUUAAAAAAUAAAAUGUUCUACAUGUAUUACA